AUGAGCAAAAGCCGUCGACAUGUUCAGAAUCCACCACCCAUCGUUCACCAUAGUCAGGAGCAGACACGCGAGUCUGCCGUAGAUAACGUCCGCAAUCAUGUAGUUUAUCCCCAGCUCAUCGAGCCAAAGUCACGGCUGGAAGCUGUUUCCAACAAGGUCAUUUCAAUCCUAUCAAGCCUUGCGUCCAAGCAGCCAGCAGAACCUCACACCAGCCCGUCAUCCCACGACCGGAUCAACCAGUCUGCCACGUACGAUGUCUACGCUUCUCAUCCACCGUCGUCCAUCCAAGAACAGUCUCGCACACAAGUCUCGUGGUCCCGCUGGACUUGCCUAAACAAGCGAUAUCUGCUUCUUGUGGCCUAUAAACACGGUGGAUUUCACGUCUGGGACCUUUCCAAGCUUGACGCGGCUCAGGAGGUCCUUCACCUUUCGUCCUUUGGGCCCGUCACCUCUGCAUGCGUCAUCUCGGGUCUUUCUCCACCCACGGAGAGUCACAAAUCGGACCUUCUCUUGCUGCUGACAGACGUUGGUGCAGAGGCCAACUUUACCGUCUAUUCCCUACAUACCGGAGAUAUUUCAAAGCGCAUCUCCAUACCGUAUGCGAGCGAAGUCCAAGCAAACUCGCGCUUUGCGGUCGUUUCCACUGCGUCUGCCGAGGCAGCGACGGACGGUAAAGACUCCAGUGCCUUGGUGGUGUUUGACGUAGCGCGUGAUUUUGCCUUUCUAUACUCUAUCAAGCAACCUAAUUCACUCUCUACACCUAUCUUUGCCCUCUCAUCGAGUCGCAUGCUCGCAUUCGCUUCGUCUACUGCGCUAUCCCAGCCGCUCGCUCCCUCUAAUACCGCUGCAUACCCGCCAGUUUCAUCCGACAUGUCCAGGAUUGAUAUGCGCUCAGCUCAGGGCUCGGCCCUCAGUUCGAGCCUGGCGUUUGUUAGCGGUGGUAUGCUCACUGGUGCACGCCUCCUUGGCUCUGGAGUGGCAGAAGGCAUGCGCAUUGGUAUGAACGCCGUUGGAUAUAGUGGAUCCAAAUCAAGACCUGUAUCCGGUGAAUAUCGUCCCUCUGACGCAUAUUCUCGCAGCGCACCAAAUACACAGUCGGCACUCUCCUCUCAACGUCACUAUCGCCGCGCUAGCGGUCAGAUACGAAGCGCAGUUUCAGGACCAGGAACGUCGCAGAAUCCUGGAGCUGGGUGCUGGAUCAUCGUUUUGGAUUUGCAACCGCUUUCAUCUGCCUCCAUCGAGAAACCCGGACAGGAGAUGUCAGUCUCGCGGAGUUUCAUUGCCAAAUCUCCUCCGCUCACCCGAUUUGAUUUUGACCAACCUGCCGACGCGAAACCGUGGACGGUCGCCGAGGCAUAUUAUCAACUCCCACAACCGUUACUGCCGACUGCAAGCAAGGGCUCGCCUAUUUCUACGCCGAACCGAGUUCACUCUCGCGUCACUUCCCAGGAGGACCUCGGGGAUCUUGGUAAUCUUUCCCCCGUCACGUUCAUGUCCUGGAACCGCAGAGGUAACAUGAUUGCUGUCGGUGGACGAGAUAGUACAGGCGUCCAAGUCUAUCAAGUGCGCCGAAACGUUGAUCAAAGGAGGCGCCGUUCGCAUGCCGAUGUGGAAGACGACAAGCCAGAAGGUGACUUGCUCCCCAUAUACGAUCUUCAGCGCGGCCUUACAACGGCGACAAUUGACUCGAUUACGUGGAGCAACGACGGAUUGUGGAAUGCGUUUACCAGCGAGCGCGGCACCAUUCGUGGGUGGACCGAAGAGUCUGGAAUGACUGCUCACGGCUUUGCAGAUUUGUACGCGGUGGAUCCUGAUGGUGGGCCGCCCGUCGCGUUGGCUCAUGUUGUCGGCCAGACCCGUGACGGCUCCGUGCGGGCCGAUUCGCACUCUAUACGUCUUCAGGCAGUCAGCAGGCUUCGUCAGCCAUAUACAGAGUCCUUGGUUCCUGAAAAGAACGAAGACACCGUUGCGGGUGAUCUCGAUAUCGCCGACCAGACCUCGGGACCACGUAUACCUGCAUCGAUCACUUUUCUCGAUCGGGCGGCUUCGACGUCGUCUCGCCGUAUUCCAUUCCAGAGCACGGAUACAUCGGUCGAAGGCUCGCCUAGCAGUGGAUUUCAGGAUAUCUUGGUGUUCAACCCUGCCAGCGGGCAUGUCCUUCUAUGGCGAUGCUCUCUGGAAGCGUAUACAGAGUCAGAGUCCCGAAGUGAUCUCAGAGCGAUGGAACGUACAUCUUCUGUUGUUCAGAAUCAUGACAAUGAUGUAGGACGCGCUUCGCCAUCAACCAGCGCACCGCUGUCGAGCGUUCUCUCUGGGGUAUCCCGAAUGACGGGCUUCGGAAAUGCCGCCGUAUCUCGCCUCGUAGGCUCGAAAGGAUCGGGGAGGCUCAUCGGGAGUAGCUCUGUCGUCGCGAGAUGGGAUCUGCAACGAGACGAAGAGUGGCCCGAGAUUCGCACAGACAAGGUUGCCGACACAACGUCCAGCAAGCCUACUCGUAGUAAAACCGGAGAUCUGUCAUUCGCCGAGCUCUCCCCUUUGCCCACUCGAUCCACGCGGCUAUCCCGUCCCAUCUACAUGUCCCACCAAUUUCAGUUUGGUGCCCUCAGCACGGAUUAUCAUGCCCUCGUCCGUCGUCUCGAUUUGAACCCCCCUUUCGAGUCGCUGUCGUUCAGAAAGGACAGCGUCAUCGUUCGGACAGGCGAGGGAUUCACGGACUAUGAACGGCAAUCUGUUGUACCGAGCGACUUUGAUUCCGAAGCAAACUUCCUCGGCUCAGAUGGGCGUAUAUUCGACCUCGGUGAUAGUCCCAUUCUCGGCGGACAAUUGGGCUUGGCUACGGAACACAUGCCUUUUCCUUCAAGUUUGACCAGCACAAGCAGCAUGAAAUCUCGGCCGCUGACCCGCCAAUCUUUCGACGAUGUCCUCACGUCGGCGAUGGACUCCAAGUUGCAGCUGGAUGCAUCCUAUUCUCCAGUUGGCUCGCCAUCGGACAUUGGUAGUCCGGGCCACGUCAUUCCUAUGCUCCCUAACGGUCGUCCAGGUAGUGCUGGUAGUAGCAUUGGAUCAGGAUUGGACGCAGUCGUUAGGGGCACUGCGCGCGUUGGGAAGGACGUUUUGAGUGGAAUCACAGGCGUCAGAAGUCCCCGACUCAUGCCGGCAAAGCGGGCGAGCACAGACCUUCUGAAGUUUGACGAAGCGGAAGAAAUGUUCAUCGUCGACGAUCUGGAUGGUCACGGAGAAUUUCUGGAGCCGUCAAAGGCUCUUACUCCUAUCAAGCAUGAGGAGAGUGUGGCCACAAUUGGUCCAGGCGCGUGGGCAAGCCCGUCAGGACAUGGGUUCACAUUGAUGACAGACAGUGGGUUGACUGUCACCGGUGGAUCAGCCCAGCCCUUGAACGCUCCGGAGACUACAUGGAUCGAUCAGCCAGAUAUUUAUGCCCAGGCAGUCGAGGAAGAGGCAAAGUUUGACGACGUGACGGGUAUCCUAGACGAGGAACGAAGAGAAAGAGAGGCACUCCGGCUCGCUGCCGAGCUAAAUCCUUUCCUCCCACGGGCCUUGAGUCUCCAAAGGCCCGAGUGCGAACCUUCACCAACAACGAUUGCGCUAGCCAUUGCAAAUGGGUAUCUGUAA
Molecule: messenger RNA, 3630 nt
Organism: Serendipita indica DSM 11827
Lineage: Eukaryota; Fungi; Basidiomycota; Agaricomycetes; Sebacinales; Serendipitaceae
Source: the annotation of a GenBank genome assembly